This is a messenger RNA of Lodderomyces jiufengensis, 1488 nucleotides long. RefSeq names its product aromatic-amino-acid:2-oxoglutarate transaminase (gene ARO9). The transcript has a single exon. Lineage: Eukaryota; Fungi; Ascomycota; Pichiomycetes; Serinales; Debaryomycetaceae. The coding region runs from base 1 to 1488 and encodes 495 amino acids. Gene Ontology annotation, molecular function: pyridoxal phosphate binding; L-2-aminoadipate:2-oxoglutarate transaminase activity; aromatic-amino-acid:2-oxoglutarate transaminase activity. Gene Ontology annotation, biological process: aromatic amino acid catabolic process; L-tyrosine biosynthetic process. The record is from RefSeq and is a predicted model, not a curated record.
AUGACGGGAAUAUCACAUCUUAUUUCAAAAAGAGCAAAAUCAAGAGUUAGUUCACAUUUCGCAAAUGCACCAAGUGAUCAACCACCAAAGGGAUUUAAACCUCAUGAAAAACCAUUAUUAUUAUCUUACGGUACUCCUAAUGAUGGUUUCUUUCCUAUUGAUUCAAUUGAUGUAAAUCUAGUUGAAUUUCCAUUUGAACAUCAGGUGAAAUUUAACAAUUCCAUGGAAAACUUAUCACUCAAUGAACAGAAAAAAAACUCAAUUCAUAUAGAAAGACACUCCACAAAGCCCAAUUUAUUAGAUUUAUCAAGAGGUUUACAAUAUGCAAAUGUUGAAGGUCAUAAACCAUUAAUUGAAUUCACUGAAGAUUUUAUUAAAAGAACUCAUCCACCUGCUUAUGAUAAUUGGUCACUGAUUUUAACUACUGGAGCAAGUGAUGGAUUAAACAAAGCUUGUGAUGCCUUAUUUGAUCCUGGUGAUGUUGUAUUAGUUGAAGAAUUCACUUUUACACCAUUUUUAAGAUUUUCUCAAAAUGCUGGUGCAAUUGCUGUCCCUGUAAAAAUUGAUUUAUCUAAUGAUUCUAAUGGGAUUGAUUUUGAUUAUUUGGAAAAUUUACUUAAAAAUUGGGAUACUUCAAAGUUACCAAAACCUAAAGCUCUUUAUACAAUAGCUACUGGGCAAAAUCCAACUGGUUUUACUCAAACUUUAGAAUUUAGAAAAAAAAUUUACAAAUUAGCUACUGAUUACGAUUUUAUUAUUAUUGAAGAUGAUCCUUAUGGAUAUUUGACAUUACCAAAAUAUCAACCACCUAAGAAAAACCAAUUUGAUUUAAAAGAUCAUUUAACUUUAGAUGACUAUUUAAAGAACCACUUGACUCCUUCCUAUUUAGAGAUAGAUGAUAUUGGAAGAGUAAUAAGAGUAGAAACAUUUUCCAAAUUAUUUGCACCUGGUUUAAGAUUGGGAUUCAUUAUUGCAGAAAAUUCAAUUGUAAAAGUUAUCAAAAAUUAUGGAGAGACAGUUAAUAGAGGUGCAUCAGGAUUAGCUCAAACUGUAGUUAACAAUGUGAUUAGAGAUAAAUUAGGUGGUGUUGAUGGUUGGUUAGAAUGGGUUUUGAAAAUGAGAGCUACUUAUUCUCAUAGAAAAGAUUUAUUAUUACAUACUAUAUACGAAUCAGAAGCAUAUAAAAAGGGAUUAGUUGACGUAAUUGAUCCAAAAGCAGGUAUGUUUGUAACAUUCAAGAUUGAAUUUUUACAAAAUGAUCCAAACAUCGUUGCCAAAAUGAAAGAACUUUUGUGGAAAGUUAUAAGUUAUGGAGUUUCAGUAGUACCUGGACAUAAUAUGACUGUUGAUCAAUCUUUUAGUACAGAGAGGAGUAAUUUCUUUAGAUUAUGUUAUGCACCAGCAAACAAUGAUUUUGAAAUUGUUGAAAGUGGGAAAAGAUUAACUGAUGCAGUUUUGGAAUUUUAUGAAAAUGGUGAAAAAUUUUAA